UGAAUCCCACUUGCUCAGGCAAUGGUUUUCCACAGUGGCUGCAGCUUUCACUGUACUUCAGCGUAGAGCGACACUUAUACCCAUCCGAGGUGGGGUUUUUAUUUUCUCUCCCCCCUGAACAAUUUUUUUUUUUGCCUCUGCUUUUUCUCUUCUUGUCUGUUUCUUCCACCACAGCGGAUUGUCCCCCGAAAAAAGGCUGGUGCAGCAACUUUUUCUUCCCCCCCUUUGCAUAUUUUCCCCCCCUCUACCAGAAUAUGUCGUUGACCAACACAAAGACGGGCUUUUCUGUAAAGGACAUUUUGGACCUUCCUGACACGAACGAUGAGGACGGAUCUAUCACCGGAGCUGAAGAGGACACGGAGGGAUCGGAGACCACGUCCACGACGAAAACCACGGGAGUUUUGGUGCAAAGUCCUCUAGAAAACGUUCAGAACCUGCCUUUAAAGAACCCCUUUUACGACAGUAGUGACAAUCCUUACACACGAUGGCUUGCUACCACGGACAGUAUUCAGUAUUCAUUGUUUCUCCCGUUUCUUGUCCCAGUGCACGGUCUGUCCGCCAGCUCGCAGGACUCGGCGAAGUCCCCGGAACCGUCCGCGGACGACGAGUCCCCGGACAACGACAAGGAGACGUCCAGCAGCGGCGGCAGCGACUCCGGCAAGAAGCGCAAACGGAGGGUGUUGUUUUCCAAGGCGCAGACCUACGAGCUGGAGCGCCGCUUCAGGCAGCAGAGGUACCUGUCCGCCCCRGAGAGGGAGCACUUGGCCAGCUUGAUCCGCCUCACCCCGACCCAAGUGAAGAUCUGGUUCCAGAACCACCGGUAUAAGAUGAAGAGAGCCCGGGCCGAGAAAGGUAUGGAAGUGACCCAUCUCCCUUCUCCCAGGCGGGUGGCCGUGCCCGUCUUAGUCAGGGAUGGAAAGCCUUGUCACACUCUUAAAGCUCAGGACUUGGCGGCCACUUUUCAGGCCGGGAUCCCCUUCUCGGCGUAUAGCGCCCAGUCGCUCCAACACAUGCAGUAUAACGCGCAGUACGGCGCCGCGGCCGCGCCGCAGUUCCCCACAGCGCAUCACUUGGUGCAGACGCAACAGUGGACUUGGUGAGAGAGAUUAUAGAGACUUGGCUUGGAGGUGCGAUAGGGAGUCCCCCCCCCCACCCCCCACAAAACAAAGAGAAAGGAGAAAAAAUAAACAAAAACACACACAACAAAACAAAAGACUUUCCUUUUUUGCAGCUUGACUCAUAUAAAUACUCCCAUUUUUUUAUUCGGGGCUCAUGUGUGCGCCGUGUUUACAUGUUUUCGUUAAGAAAACUGGGUCCGAACCCCCCCUCACCCCACCCUUAUAGAUUUUAUUAAGAUUUCAAUGCUCUUCUUGUGAAUUUAUUUUUUUGUAAAGUAUGUUGUGUGUUGGUUGUAGAGAUGUUUUCUCUCCUUUUUUCCCUUUUUUAUUAUUAUUAUUUUGUCCCUUCGUGUUAUUCUCAGCACGUACGAACCACUUUAUAUAAUUAUAGAAAAUUUUAAUUUCUUGCUUCUUUUAUGGACCGAAAAAAAAUAUUUAUGGCCAUGAAUAAAAAAACUGGCAAGUUUUCAGCCCUUUUUUCCCCCCUUUGGCUUUUAUUUCUUGUAAAUAUAUUUGUGGCAGGUGGUGUGAAUGCAGAUGGAAAACAGUUAAAAUGAUCAUUUAAAAAUACAAUAAUUAAUAAAAAAAACAAGAUUAGGACUUCUCAGGACAAAAUAUAUAUUUAAAGGAGAAACAUCUUUGCGCGAUGAUGGCUAAAAUCAAAUAAUUUUUAAAUAAAAAUAACAUGUUGGUGA
Molecule: messenger RNA, 1813 nt
Organism: Austrofundulus limnaeus
Lineage: Eukaryota; Metazoa; Chordata; Actinopteri; Cyprinodontiformes; Rivulidae
Gene: nkx2.2a
Product: NK2 homeobox 2a
Exons: 2
Coding region: 255-1100 (281 amino acids)
Biological process (GO): cell differentiation; regulation of transcription by RNA polymerase II
Cellular component (GO): nucleus
Molecular function (GO): DNA-binding transcription factor activity, RNA polymerase II-specific; RNA polymerase II cis-regulatory region sequence-specific DNA binding
Source: RefSeq, a predicted model, not a curated record